Melospiza georgiana is the source of this 3830-nucleotide messenger RNA. RefSeq names its product G protein-coupled receptor 89B (gene GPR89B). NCBI's taxonomy places the organism in Eukaryota, Metazoa, Chordata, Aves, Passeriformes, Passerellidae. The transcript is spliced from 14 exons. Gene Ontology annotation, molecular function: voltage-gated monoatomic anion channel activity. Bases 27 to 1394 code for a protein of 455 amino acids. Gene Ontology annotation, cellular component: Golgi cisterna membrane. The record is from RefSeq and is a predicted model, not a curated record. Gene Ontology annotation, biological process: intracellular pH reduction.
CGGAGCGGGCAGCGUUGGGCGCCGCCAUGAGCUUCCUCAUCGACUCCAGCAUCAUGUUCACCUCGCAGGUGCUGUUCUUUGGAUUUGGGUGGCUCUUCUUCAUGAGAAAGCUCUUCAAGGAUUAUGAGGUGCGACAGUAUGUGGUCCAGGUGAUCUUCUCUGUGACUUUUGCCUUCUCUUGUACCAUGUUUGAGCUCAUCAUCUUUGAGAUUUUGGGAGUGCUGAACAGCAGCUCCCGAUAUUUUCAUUGGAAGCUGAACCUGUGUGUCAUUUUGCUCAUCCUAAUCUUCAUGGUGCCCUUCUACAUUGGUUACUUUGUUGUGAGCAAUAUCAGAUUAUUGCACAGACAGAAACUGCUUUUUGCCUGUGUUGUGUGGCUGACAUUCAUGUAUUUCUUCUGGAAGCUGGGAGAUCCAUUUCCUAUCCUCAGCCCAAAACAUGGAAUCCUGUCUAUAGAACAGCUCAUCAGCCGUGUUGGUGUGAUUGGGGUGACACUCAUGGCUUUGCUGUCAGGAUUUGGGGCUGUCAACUGUCCAUACACUUACAUGUCCUACUUUCUCAGGAAUGUGACAGAUGCAGAUAUUCUGGCUCUGGAGCGACGACUCCUUCAGACCAUGGACAUGAUUGUUAGCAAGAAAAAAAGGAUAGCAGUGGCUCACAGGACAAUGUUCCAGAGAGGAGAAGUGAAUAACAGACCCACUGGCUUCUGGGGAAUGAUAAAAAGUGUUACAACAUCUGUUCCUGGCAGUGAAAAUCUGUCUCUUAUCCAGCAAGAAGUGGAUGCCCUGGAAGAAUUGAGUCGGCAGCUUUUCCUGGAAACUGCUGACUUGCAUGCAACAAAGGAGAGAAUAGAGUAUUCCAAAACUUUCCAGGGAAAAUACUUUAACUUUUUGGGUUAUUUUUUCUCCAUCUAUUGUGUCUGGAAAAUCUUCAUGGCAACCAUCAAUAUUGUAUUUGACCGUGUGGGGAAGACUGAUCCAGUCACAAGAGGAAUUGAGAUCACUGUAAAUUACCUGGGAAUCCAGUUUGAUGUAAAAUUCUGGUCUCAGCACAUUUCCUUUAUUCUUGUUGGAAUAAUCAUUGUUACCUCUAUUAGGGGGUUGUUAAUCACACUUACAAAGUUCUUCUAUGCCAUUUCCAGCAGCAAGUCCUCCAACGUUAUUGUUCUGCUGUUGGCACAGAUAAUGGGGAUGUACUUUGUGUCCUCAGUGCUGCUGAUCCGCAUGAGCAUGCCGCCCGAAUACCGCACCAUCAUCACGGAGGUGCUGGGAGAGCUCCAGUUCAACUUCUACCACCGCUGGUUCGAUGUGAUAUUCCUAGUCAGUGCCCUCUCCAGCAUCCUCUUCCUCUAUUUAGCACACAAACAAGCCCCAGAAAAGCAUAUGGCCCUCUGAGGCACAACUGCAGCCAUGCACUGCUCUCUGUCCCGUCAGCUGCGCUGCUGCAGCUCCUGUGGGUUGCGCAACUUGGAGAGACAGGACUGCUCUGUGUGUUCUGGCUCCUUGAACCUCCACACGUGUCAUCACCAAGCUCUGUGGCUCGUUUUGUUCAGUGCCACAGCUGGAAGGGAUGGGGGUGUGUGUGUUAAACUUGAAACAGGUAAUUGCCAGGCAAUAAAAGCAAUGCUGGAUACACCACUGUCCAGGGGCAUCAGAGCUUGUGUGGUAGGCUGGCUGAGGAAACUCCUCCUGCUGUUGGAACAUCAUCUUCACAGAAGGCACCAAGAAAUGUGAUUUUUGUUUUGAAAAUCAACUUAUAAUUGGGAUUUGGAGGACAGCAGUUCUGGAAUUGAAUGUUUGAGUCUGUGGAAUUAAAUAAGCUUUUGUAAUAUGUGAGUAUCACAGUUGUUUUUUGUCAGUCCCAAAGAUUUGGCUGGAUUUGAGCCAGAAGGUGGUUGGGAUUUGCAGUUCCAGCAGGAGUGGAGUGAACUCCAUUUCUGUAUGCAGAAAUGAUACUGUGUGUAUCACUAUUACCUACUGUCCUUAGGAACUGGAGAUUUGCUUUGUCUUACUGAGUGUCAGCUUUCUUUUCUCUCUCUGCAAAAGUGGAACUGAGGUUUUGGGUUCCUCUUUGGUAGAGUUCAGUGUUGAGUUGAAGACCACUGCCAUGCCUUGUUUACAUUGUAUGUUAGGAAUUUUAUUCUUGUGACUUAAACUUUUAGGUUCUCAUUGCCACUUUCUCAGGCUUUGUUUUGUAAUUGUUAUGGAACAUAAAUUGUAGGUGAUAAGAGUAAGGUUUGGAGGGGAGAAAAUAACCACUCUAAACAAUUUAUUUUUGUAUUGUCUUUGGUGUACAGCAAGGAAGCAAAGUGCACAGCAGCAGCAUUACAGAACCAUUUGUGUCACAUUCAGGACAACAUGGUGGUGACUGGGGGUUAGACAAAUGUGCAUGACUGAAUUACAUCCACAACUGUAUGUAGAGGAGACUAAAUAGUGAUUAAACAUCUUGAGUUGUGAAUUACAAAGUUAGCUUAAUGUUUGUAGGAAGUUUCUGCAAUGUUAGCAGGAAAAAGGAUCAUAAUGCCCUUUCAGAGCAGCUGUACUGCUGUAAGCAGAGAUGCCACAGAGAUUGAGGUGAUGGCCUUGGAGAGCUCCUUUUCCUGGGAAAUGGGCAGAAAUCAAUUGCUCUUUAUUAAGAGCUUAUCCAUAACAGCCUAAGAUGCUUACAAAUCUAUAAAACAUUUCCAGCUCCUGCUGCAGGACAUUAAUUAUAAAGUUGCAGUUCUUUAGGCCUUUUCAGAAGUGAGUGAGUGCCCAUUCCACAAGGCAGAAAUUGUGCCAGUGGAGCACAACUGCAGGGUGUUAAAUGGGUGCAGGUUACACUGAAGUGUUGAUUGCAGCCAGGCUUUGCAGUCUUUCAUGGUUCUGGUACUCCUUGGAACAGCCAAGUUCUGAGAGGUGGAAUAGCAAAGAAGAACUGAAGAAAAGAUUUGGCAGGUUUCUUUUUUGUUGUUCUUGGCAUAGUUUUGUCUCUUCACAACUUUGUGUCAUCACUGUUGUCGCUGUCAGCUCUUGUGGAGGCUGCUGAUUGGGAGGAGGAGGAGGAUGAGUCUGCCUGCAGAGGAGUAACAAAGAUGUUGUGAUUAUUUUCAGUUUGUAAACAUGUUUGAUAGUCUGCACUGUUGCAGACUCCUGUUUUCAUCUGCACUAAUCACACACUUGUUUAGAUGACAGAAUGAACCAACAAAUAGCGUUUUUAUUGUUGAAGGGUUUUUUUGUUUAAGUACAUUUUCAGAUAAUUUUGUUCAAUAGAGGGUUUUUAUUGUUGAAUUCCCAUAUCUGCACAAUUUGAACACAAAAGUAGUGCUGACUUCUGCAAAAUGCAUCUUGGGUACUAAGACAUUCUUGAAAAAACUUGCAGGCAAGGCUCAUGAAAAAUAAAUAGGAAGCACUGUUGGUCUUACCUGGUCUGUCUGUCUUGCAUGAUCAGAUAAUAAACAUUUUAAUAUUUAAGGCUGACCAGAGAGGGUUUAAACUGUUUCAAGAAGUCACACCUCACUUUUCUGACUUUAGUCAUGCUUUGGAUUCUUUCUAGUGUAAAAUAACUUCAAAUCAGCACAUUGCCUAGAAAAUGUCAUAACCUGUCACUUGCUGCUGCUUCUCCAAAGGGAUCCAUUUUGAAAGAUUUCAUGUGGUUUUCACAAACGUUAUGUUUUCUGUUUAAGCACUGUUUCUGUUUUAUUUAAGCACUUUCCCGUCCACUUCCACAAUUGUAUGUCCUGUUCCCCAUCAUUGGGUUUUCUGUAUUUGGAUUAUCUUGUUCCAUAAAAUCUCUUGUAUAUGUGCUGUUUGUGUGAUUUAAUCUUGCAUUAAAGAUACUCACCUGGAUUA